AAAAAUGGAAUCACAGGAAGGAAAGAUGUUAUUAGCUGUGACAUCACAACAGGAGAGGAUGACGCAUUUUCACUGUCGAUAGCUAUUCUCUUCAAAAAAUAAACAGAAGGAACUGCUAAUUGAAUCCAUUCAUUUUCGUGAAAUCUGAAUCGAGAUAGUAAAAUACUUUGCAAUAUUUUCAGUUAGAAGCUGUAUAUUCUUAAAAUUUUUGAACGAACAAUAUGGGAGGUGGAGAUUUGAAUUUAAAAAAGUCUUGGCAUCCUUCUACCUUGAGAAAUAUAGAGCGUGUGUGGAAAGCAGAGCAGAAGCAUGAAGCAGAGAAGCAGAAAAUUGAACAGCUGCAGAAAGAGCUGGCUGAAGAAAGGGCCAGGGAAGAAAUUCAACAAUUUGCAGAAGAUCAAGGAGUGAUUAAAAAAAAGGAAGAGAAAUUAGAUUGGAUGUACCAAGGUCCUGCUGCGAUGGUCAAUCGUGAAGAAUAUUUAAUGGGGCGUAAAAUUGACAAAACUUUUGAAACUCUUCAAAUGAUAGAAAAUGGAGGAGAGUCACAUAAAGAUGAAGGUGCAGAAGAUAGAACCACGUUUAGUUGUCAAAAUCUCACUGGGACUGCUACUGUUGAUUUGGCAAAUAAAAUUAGAGAAGACCCUUUGUUUAACAUCAUGAAGAAGGAAAAAGAAGAGAGAAAAAAUCUUCUGACAAAUCCUGUAAAAAUGAAGCAGCUGCAGCAAUUACUGAAAGCCUCACUUGGUAAUAAAAAGAGCAAAAAAAGCAAAAAGAGCAAAAAGAAGCACCAUGGUAGUGACUCUGAAGAGGAACAGAAGAAGCAUAAGAAACAUCAAAAGUAUGCUUCAUCUGAAUCAGAUGAGGAGAUUUCUUUAUCAAAGAAAAUGAAGAAUAACUUAAAGCAUAAAAUAGCUGACCAAAACAAUUUCUCUUCUGAAAGAAAAAAGCCAAAAUAUGAAGUCAGACAACCUUCAGGUAGUGAGGGAAGACACAAGAGUUCUUAUGUUCCAUCCAGUGAAAGAGAUAAAAACUACAGAUCAAAUGAAGAAAAGAAAUCUCGGCAUCCCACAGAUUACAGAGAGUCUGAAUAUUACUCUUCCAGAGAAUCAUAUCAUCAUUCAUCUAGAGAACCUUACCAUUCUUCUAGAGAGUCAUACAAGAAAUCCUCUAGACAAUUUGAUUUUCAUGCAUCUAAAGAAUCCAAUCUAAGAGAAAGAGAUUCCUACAAAAAUGGUUCAGUUGAUUCUAGAAGCCAUAGUCAUAGCAAAGAUCAGAAAGCAAAAGAAGAGAAAAAAAAAAAACUAAGCAAUGAGGAAAGGGAACGUCUCCUGCAGGAAAUGCAAGAUAAUGCAGUGUGGAGAGAAGAGCAGCGCAAAAGGAACACUCAAAGGUAUAAGGAGGAAGAUGAGAAGGAAGAAAUGAACAGAAUCGACACAUCAGACUUCCUCAAGCCUAUGCUUUCCAAAACUGCCGGCAAGGGGAGCCUUGAAAACCGUAUCAAGCAAAAGAUAUUUACCAUUCAGAGAAGCGAUAGAGCUAUGGAUAAGAAUUUUGCCAGACGUGACUGACCACUUUUUCUUGAAAUCAAUUUUGUAAAUUAUUUGUACAAAAUAAAUUUUAUGCAAGAACA
This is a messenger RNA of Argiope bruennichi, 1630 nucleotides long. Its product is annotated as pre-mRNA-splicing factor CWC25 homolog. NCBI's taxonomy places the organism in Eukaryota, Metazoa, Arthropoda, Arachnida, Araneae, Araneidae. The coding region runs from base 222 to 1568 and encodes 448 amino acids. Gene Ontology annotation, biological process: mRNA splicing, via spliceosome. Gene Ontology annotation, cellular component: U2-type spliceosomal complex. The transcript has 9 exons. The record is from RefSeq and is a predicted model, not a curated record.